This is a messenger RNA of Toxoplasma gondii ME49, 5904 nucleotides long. RefSeq lists its product as hypothetical. The record is from RefSeq and is a predicted model, not a curated record. The transcript has a single exon. NCBI's taxonomy places the organism in Eukaryota, Apicomplexa, Conoidasida, Eucoccidiorida, Sarcocystidae. The coding region runs from base 424 to 5604 and encodes 1726 amino acids.
CGGGGAAAUAGAGGCGCGUUUGUUCUAGCGGACGCUAGCUGUCGUCGUCUGUUGCUCCUUAGCAUUACUCACGCGCCUGAGGUUCAGCGUCAGGCUCGAGGUUUUCUCAAUGCGCCAUUUGCUUUUUCCCGCUAUGUCAAAUCGAGGAUAGUGCCUCCAGUUUUCUGAAAACGUUGGUGGACUGACUCGCAUGAAUUGCGUAGAGCUGUAUAGAUACAGACAGGCGUUUUUUGCAUUCACGGUGUUGUUUCGACUCAUUCAUGCACCUGCAAUCGUCGUUCUUGAGAGGGGCAGACCUCAUACCCUGUAGACCGCGGAUUAGCAGAACAUGAAAGAGCCGUGUCGCACUCGGUCGCAGUGGAGUUGUAAAUAAUCUCCGUGUUCACAACGGAUCCCCGGAUCGAUUUCCAGUCCUAGAAGGCAAUGGCGCCUGGCAACAAUGAGGGAGUUCCCCCUGAAACCGUCCCCUGUGCUCCGGCGCCUCGCCGUGAGCGCUGUCGCUCCUUGGCUGAACUGGAGACGCCCGAGCCUCUGUGUUUCGACUACCUUCUUUCCUUCCUCGACCUCCGGGAUUUCUUAACUCUUUCUUUGGUGUCUCAUUCUCUCCGGGACAUUCUCUUGAGCGAUCUUACGAGGGCGGCACGGUGCGUUUCAGGCCUCGCGCUCCACUGUCUGUGCGACUCUCCAGUUUACCCCCCCCUCUGCCUCGCGCAUCGUAGGUCAGCCAUCGAUACUGAACUUCCUCUUUCUUCCGAAGACAAAAGAGGCGAAUCCUGCCCCGUCGACGCGUCGGCCCCGCCGCGUGGGUGUCUUUUAGAACAGUUUCUGACCGAUGAAGGCGUAUCUGGCACCAAUCCUGGAAAUGAAGCUUGUGUACCCCGCUCCUCCCCUGCCGAGUGUACUCGUACGGACAAGAAAACGGGGAUUCUGUUGGAAACGGAUUCGGUACUGUCAGGGGAUUUCCGACAGUCGGCUCCGCAGGCGACACUCCAGCACAGUGAAGACAUUCCUGACACGGCCGACCUCAGGUUUCGUCCAGUAUUUGACGCCAGUGAAGUGUGCGAGCACUUGCUUGCGGCACCGUGCAAGGGGGUGAAUGUGACUGAGGUUCUUUCCGGAAAUGUCUUCCCAACGGACACGAGGCGCAGACCCCCAGGCGGCUUCAGCCUUCCUCAGGAAGUAACUCGCCGCGCAUGUGCAGUCCCCCUGUGGAAGGCGCUGGUGCUCGUAGCCAAGGGCCUGUCUGUCUUGCGUGUGGGAGCUGCGGCGUUCGGCGCGGUACCUCUGGCUAUGUGGGCGCAUUUGCUGAAAGGAAACGCAGCCACCCUCCGAGAAAUCUCUCUCUCGAGCACGCUUCGGUGGGAGUCCCGCCGGCAACAGCAGCACCGACAGCGGGAGUUGCUUGACCUCCUGUGCUGUCUGGACACCCCGUCGAGCGACGUGGAGGAGGCACUCGUCUUCGCCGCGUCCCAGCUGCUCCCCAAAUCCGUCUCUCCCCCGAGUUGUCCGGUUUCGCAGCCUCUGUUCCCCCAAACCACCCGCGAGCCUCGAUGUGACUCGGCUCGGCUACGGGCGGAUCCGGAGCCGGCGCGGCGCAUGUCGCAGUCGGCAGCUUUCCAAGCGUGUCGCAACCUGUCUAGGCCUGGCGAAGACAUUCCUCUGCCGGCGCUCAAGUGCCUCGCGAUCGCCUGGGGCCCCUGCAGCGGCUUGCUCCAACUCUUCAGGCGGUACACUUGCCGCCAGUGUGAAGAGCUGCAGCUGGUGGUAGCAGACAUGCCUACAGCAGCGUGCUGGAACGAAGACGUAGAGAAUGUUUUGGACCGAGUCGGAAGCGGGGGAAAACUUCGGCGGUUUCGCUUUGCCGUCGCACCCAAAGGGUUCGUCCAGGAGCGCAGUCUCAUCAGCUGGCUGCUGUCGUCUGCACGAGACUCGGAAUCGCACCCCAGCACGCUGGAUCGUCCGCCAAAGGUCCUCUCCAACGCCUCCUGGCUAGCUGCCCUCGAAGAGCUCUCCAUCGACACAGACGACCCGUGGCUCCUGCCGAAAGCGGCUCAGCUCAUCGCCGCCGUCACACGACCCGCCACGCAGCCUGCUGCCGCAACGAGCACUCGGUCCCCUAGGACGGGACCCUCUGCUCGUUCUCGCGGCAGGGACGCCGCGGCAUCUCGCGACCAUGGGAGUUUCCAGCCGUGGGGAAGCGCAGGGCUUCAGGUCGGGCCAGCUGCUCGGCGAGACCUGAGAAGUGUCUCGGAGAUCUCCAGCGACUCGAGCGGCGAGUCGGCGAGCGUAGACGGCGAGCGAGGCUCUCCCGUACUUGCCGGGAAUCCUGGAGCCUCCAAGGACCGGCACAAGCGCCAGAGUUGCGGCACCCCUGAGGACAGGCGCCAGGAGAGGGGCAAGAACGAGGGCGAGGGGGCGGAAGCGAGUUUUGAUGGCGCGUCUAGCACGACCGGCCUGCGAGGCUUUUCUAGAACCGAGCUUAGGCCAGAAAGUACCGAACGUUGGAUGUUUGCACACAUGGUCGAUGGAAGAGAAGGAUGUUCAAGCAGUGUGGGAGACCCGGCAGACCUCCAGGCCUUGGACCAUGUGCAGUGUGACACAGGGCGCAGUUGUGCCUUCCCGCUUCCGGAGAGCGAAGACCACCUUUCACUGACAUGUAGUGGAGGGACCGACGGGGAUCUGCACACUGAAAUAUCUGGACCGUCUGCUCGGCGGUUCCCUUCGCUGCGGUUUUGUAGCUUCCGCUGCGGGUCUGCGCCUGCUUCGGGUGCUGGCUGUUUCUCUUGGGGAUCAGCUGAGUCUCUCUUGACCGCCGCCCCCCCAGGCUGUGCUCUUCGAUUCCAUGGGGACAUUCUUUUCACCACUUGUGGGUAUGGGGAGCGUCGCGUUUUUUCCUCUUCGGUCCAGGCUGCGUCUGGCUCUGCCUUCUCGGACUCUCAGUUCAGUGCUGCAGCACCAUCUCCCACAGAGCACGGGCGAAGAGGCAGUUUUUCUCGAGGGAAAACAGAACCCGUUGCUCGAGUCACAGAACACGCUCAACGGCGUUCCAUCCGUUCACAUGGGGACGAGGCGGCAUCACCGGCGCCGACGGCCACUGUGCGUCAGUGUUGCGUACCAUCGCGCCUCACGGCGCAACGAAGGUUGCGCCAGGUGUCCAGGGGCUGCACUGUGGCGGAUCUGCAGCCUCAGGUCUGUGUGAAAGGCGCUGCUUUCGUGCUGCGGGAGAUUCACGACGUGAACGAUCCGCUUGAUUCCCCUGUUUCUCCGUCGUUCCAGGCGCCGCUGAGACUCUGCUGUAGGUGCCGGAGACAUCCUACUCGUCAUGGGUGUGGGCUCCAAGGGCGAGAAAGGGAACUCCACACGAGUCCGACAUGCUGUGGGCGUCGCGACCGUAAACGAAUUAGCCCACGACAGUAUAACGUACGAUCGGAGGCUUCGAGAAGUGAGUGUCGAGACACCCGAUUUCGAGCGCAUUUGGAACUUCCGCUUCUUCGCAAGACGAGCAGAAGCGGGGGCAGCGAGGUGGCGGCGAAGGGUAGCAGCUGUCUGCGGGGUGCUUCUCGGAGAUUCGGACGCGAGCCAGAACACGGAAAAAGAACUCUUUCCGUCGAAAGGCGCUGCCCUCGCGGACAACACAGCAGCCUAUCUGCAGGCUGCGAGACUUGUGUCUCGGACGCGCGGGAGGGCUCCCGCCCAAGUCACUUGUUCCCCGCUGUUCAAGUGCAGCUGCCGAACCCCGCCGCGUCGGAUCCUAGUCCGGCUGGUUCGCCUUCAGAGACCUCUCCGUCUGAGUCGAUGGAGUUCGAGAGCGACUGCGCGGGAGUUCGUGGUCCGCCGCCUCCCCGGACCUCGACGCAGGCGUUUGCAGCGCAGUCAGCCGCCCGUCCUUCUCCUGAAGUGUCCGGGUUUGAGGCGAAGCCGUGCCAGAAGCGACCCCGUGAGCACAGGCUUCCAGAGUGGCGGCACUGGUGUGCAGAGUAUCUCUCAGGUAUCCUGGAUAACUUGCCUGGGUACUGCCUCUUUUUGCCGCCGGUAAAGAUUUUCCCGAAUGGAGCGGCGCACGGUUGCGGGGGAGUGGACGGCGCGCCUCGUUCUGAGAAUGGUUUCCGCUUAGGAUCUCAUGCGGGCGUCAGGGUAGGGAGUCGAAGACAAGAAGAUGAUAGCUUGGCAGAUAGAUAUCCUAGCUCGGCGGAGAGACGAACAGCAGAACGCACGAACGCCGGCAGCCAGUGCUGUUGCGUUUUCACGGAGGGAGGGCUCCGAGAAGACCGAGGAGUGGAGGAGAGAAAAUGUGUCUUCACUCUCCACCGCAGAACCAGCAGAGGGGAAAGACAGAGAGAGGGGACGCGCCACUUGGCCGAAAAAAAGGCACACAGACGGGGUUUGGAAACAUGGCCCGACAACACAGAUGACAAUGGCCAGCUCAGGCCGGGGCAACCACGCGAACCGUGUUAUGCCUCCAUUUCUGAGGUUGGAGACCGUGAGCCAGACAGCGUAGCACUUCUUGCUGCUCUCUGCUUAGAUGCGGUGUUGCGGCAGAGAUUUCGAGGCAUAGCCCUAGAGUGCAUUUUCACGACUACACAGCCUCCAGCCUCCACUUCGGAUGCUUCUGAGUCACGUGUCUCAAACAUUUCGUCUGUAGACAUAUCAGAAGAGUGCUGGCCACCAGUGGAAAUGCUUGUCGAGCAUUUGCCUGAUUCUCUGCGGCCUCCCCUAGAGAUUCUUCGCCUAUUCGUAGAUGCCACUGCGACAGAAGACGCUAUAUUAGCGAACCCAGGAUGUUUCUGCAUCGGCGAUCCACUUCGCGAGGUUUUCUCGUCGCCGCCUCGGGGGAACGAACAUCGGGUUUCCAGAGACAUCUGUGGCUGUCAGCCUGAGAAAGCGGACGGAUCAGCUGAAACUGUGUCAGCGAAGCAGUCCCAGACGAAUGCAGCGGGGGACAAGCAUGACCACGCCAAAACGGUGGCGCGGAACCACUGCGAUGCCAGACAGACGUGUGACUCCGACGGAAAGAGAGGCGAAACAGGAGGACACGAGGAGGAGAGCGCGUCUGGCAAGGCGCUGCAUGAAAAAGGGAAGGAAGAGCGAAGUCAACUGAUAAAAACGCAUGCGUUUCACACACAGAGUGGAUUUGAGCAGGCAACAAAGCAAUGUGAGCCGUCUUCAGGGACGGCCCUUUUCGAGGUUUCUCACAAAGGCGGUGUCACUCCCCUUCUGUCUGAUACAGCCAAGUAUCGAGACUCUUUGUUGGCGCAAGCAGGCUGUGUUGCUUCGGACGGGUCCAAGUUAUUUCACCGUGCUGACGAAGGUGGAAAAGUGCCCGGAAGUCUCGUGUCACUUUUGUCUGCGCUGCAGCGGGUGUAUAGGGGCAUGGACCGCAUCGAAGUGCGUGUGUUACGUGGCGACCCUGGGACGAAAAUAGCUGGGAAAGAAGCAACAAAGGAAGCGACUGAGGAAAGCGAUUGUUUGUCCUGCCUUUUGUCGAACAGCGCGCGGCUGCGGGCUCUCCACGAGGUGCUGAUGUCAUUCGACUUCUUCCCUGUGUGUGUGUGGCAGGGUCAUUAUGUCUUUGAAACCUUCGUUGCUUAUGAAAGAGCUGUGUAGUCUGGAGGAGACAAAGGGCAUGUACUUCUCGUGUGCAUCGAUUUGGCAUACUCGUCUCAUGGACCAGGCGGGACCGAUGGGCAGUGUUUUAGACAUGCAGAGAAUCUGUCUUGGAUGUGCGGCAGGUAUUCAUGCGUCUGAGGACAGCCCCACUUUCCGUGGGGACGAGGGCAUAUCUGUGCUGACUGCAUUUCACACUUGUUUCUCGGGUGUGUCCAGACGGUCCUGGUAGAUCAGUUUCAAUGAAGAACUCUUGCAAAUUACCGUUGAAACACCUUCUAUGUCUCGGGUGCCAAGGAA